GGUAUCCUAACCUAUCGCCCUGCAACGCAAUACCAUGAACCCUUGACGACCGACAACGAAACGAGAUCGACGACGCGAGCAAACAGUCUACGCUGCAGCCUUACCUCACACUACUACCACGUUCCUCCUCUUCCAAGUAUCGACUGUCGAUGAUCCCUCUCCACAUGUAGCGCCUCUACGCUCAUCAGAAACAACAACAUGGAGCGCACCGCUUCCGGCCCCAAGACUCUCUUCCCGAGAGGGCCAAGCUUCACUCUGGACGACUUCUCUAACAAGGACUUUAUUGUGCGUGACUUUAUCGAUAGCCUAGCAGAGAGCGCCGUGCCCUCGAAUCGCCGGUCUGGCAGUGCGCAAACACCUUUCGAUCCAAAACCCCUUAUUCGAACAUUUGAAAAUGCCCUUGAUCAACUCGGCUCGCUUGGAGCUGAACUCCAGGAGAAGGAGUCGGAGCUUAUGUCGCAUGUGCGCCGCGCAGAGGUAGCCCACGAUUCAACACUCGAGACCCUAGGUCAGAAGCUCGACGAGUCUAUGAGGGCGUUCGAACAGUUAGAUUUAUCCCUCAAUCAAGAACAUUCUUUUAAAAAUGGAGUCGGCAUCAAAACACACGCUGGCGGCAACAUUGCGCUCCAAAUCGGCGAGAAGCUCGAGGACCUAGACAAGAAACGACGGCGUGCAAACGAUGCCAUAUUUCUAAUUCAGUGCUGGACAGAGGUCAGCGAGACGGGAAAGCUAUCACUCCUACAAGACGUGCAAAGACAGGCUGGUUCUGAGCACAAAGUACGAUGCGCAAUGAUUGUUCGACAACUCAUGCGCAUCAGCCAGCGACUUGAUCCAACAUCAUGGGGGCAGACGAACGGCCAGCGAAACGGGGGACAAACAAAUGGCGUGGUUGGAAAUAUAAGAUUACACAACACCAGGGAAGUCUUGGAAAAGUUCUGCGAGACGCUCGAGCAGGAUCUGCUUCAACAGUUCGAAAACAGCAACAAAAAGGGCAACUAUAGCGACAUGAUGGAAUGUGCAAAGGUUCUUUACGACUUCAACGGAGGUGCCAGUGUCAUUGCGACCUUUGUAAACCAGCAUGCCUUCUUCUUGGACCGCGAUCAACUCCUGGCCGAUGAGGUUCAAGUGGAUAGCGACACCUGGGAACAACUGGCAGAUCCUGACUCGGAGCCGCCAACGGUAGAACCAAGCCUGCAGAAUCUUUUGGACGAGAUCAAGAUCGUCAUGCAAGACGAGUCCAACCAGAUCAAACUCAUCUUUCCGUACUACGAAACAGUGCUUAUCAAGUUCAUUCAACGAAUAUUUCAGCAGUCAAUCCAACAGAGGCUCGAAAUGGUAUUGGAUGAAACUCUCAAAAUCUCUUCUUUGGCUUUUCUGAGAGCCUUGCACUCCUCAAGAACUUAUCUCGGAUCAUUGGUCGAAGAUCUCAAGUCCCAUGGCUUGACAGAACACCCCGAGCCUUGCUCCGCCCAAAUAGCACACACACUUGACCAGCAGAUGGAAGAGCUUUUUGUGCCAUAUAUGAUAGGCAACUCGUACAUCGAGCGGGAAAGGAAGAGCCUGGAAGAAAUGUACAGCUCCCUGCUCUUCAAGUACAGUAUAUACCAUUCCAGGCGGAAAAAGGCGCCUACUGGUUUCAUGGCUUCACUGGCCCAGCAAGGCACACAACUGAUUGCCUCCGCAAAGGAUGCUUAUAUCGAGCGUCUGGACUCGUCAGAACUCACAAGCACACAGAAGAAAAUGAUGCUGCGUGUUGCUGGCGUUCAAGAUAAGGACAAGGAUAACAAGAACGAAAUCGAGGUCUCGGAGGAGGACGGCGCUUUGAGCGUUGCUAAUGCCAAGCGCAUGCUCAAGUGGUUGGCUGAGAGCGUCCAGCGUACUCUUGAGCUCGGAACCCAGACCGAUACUCCCAAAGAUGUGAAUACUCUCCUGAACCUGCUCUUGACGAGCCUGGGCCAGGUAUACAUCGAGACUACUCUCGAUGCUGCCCUUGACCAAGUCUCUGUGCAGGAGAACACAAAGACUGAGCCUGAUCUAUCUUACUUGCCAACGAUACAGCCGGCUGUCACAAUCACAAGUCUCAUGGAUCGAUUCAUCACAGUCGUGCUCAUCCGGCUUGCGGAAUCAAACACAACAGUCAGGCGUAGCAUGGAGGCGCAGAAGAGGGUGGCCAUUAGUAACAUUGAGAAGAAGACAAACAAUGUCAUGAAGGGCACUAUCGACGUUGUGUCCAAUUGGGUGACCAAGUCCUUAGCUGGUCAGCGGAAGCAGGACUUCCGACCAAAAGAGGUCGAGCUCGACUCAUUGCAGACACAGACGUGUCUGAGCAUCUGUACUUUCUUAGCCCGCGUCCAGCGUCUCGCUCGUCAAGCUAUCGACGGCCAAAACUCAGAGAAGUUCUUUACCGAACUUGCUCUGGUGAUUCUGAAGCUGCUCUUUGAGCACUUCAAGAAGUUCCAGGUCAACGCCACAGGGGGUCUGAUGGUCACGCAAGAUAUCGCAAAGUACGUUUCCACAAUGCGCGAGUGGCCAUUGACUAAGGAAGUUGGCUCCGCUGUCGAGAUGCUCACUGAGAUUGGUUCUCUCUUUAUCGUCGGCCCCGAAGCACUCCGUGAAAAGACACGAACACUGGCGGCAUCGGGCAUAAGGGGGAAGUUGUCCAGGGCAGACUUUAGGGCGUUUGUGCAGAGGCGUGAUGACUCGGGGACGGUGGGUAUUCAGAGCGUUUUGAGUGGUCUUUGAGCGUUGGUGCAAGAGGCGGAUCAUGGGAAACUCUGUAGAAUGGGUUGCAGAGAGUUGUUUUUUGUAGCCAUGAAUGCAUUGAAUGAGAUACCAUGCUCUCUUUCCGUAGUCUAAGGGCCGUUGUUGAUGUAAUACGGAGAAGUGGUUCAUAGGUCUCGUCUCAUGCCACCAGCUCUCCCCGUCUUCUGCUCAAUCUU
Fusarium oxysporum Fo47 is the source of this 2939-nucleotide messenger RNA. RefSeq names its product exocyst subunit SEC10. NCBI's taxonomy places the organism in Eukaryota, Fungi, Ascomycota, Sordariomycetes, Hypocreales, Nectriaceae. Gene Ontology annotation, cellular component: cytoplasm; exocyst. The transcript has 2 exons. The coding region runs from base 199 to 2742 and encodes 847 amino acids. Gene Ontology annotation, biological process: exocytosis; Golgi to plasma membrane transport. The record is from RefSeq and is a predicted model, not a curated record.